GAGGAGCUGAAAUAUGAAACUCGCAGCUAUGCUGCUCCGGCUGAAAAGAACAAGCUGCUCAUUUUGUUCCUGCUGUAGAAGUGACCGUUUCCUUUUGCAUUGCCUGUGCUGGACUUCAGAACACUUAGUAAAUUACAGAAAUGGCUCCCACUAGGAAAAAAGAAACAAGUGGAAAGUGUGUUCCCAUCACCUAAGGAUAUUGAUUGCUUUAUUCGACUGAGUUAUGUGGAAUGCUUCAGUGUUUGCACAUUGUCUUGAGAACUGUCUGGGACCUCUUUUGUGGGUCUGUAAGUGCAGCUCUAGCACAUCCCCUGGGCCCCUAUGUUAUCAGAGAGGACAAGCAGUUUGGGGCCAGCUCUUUGGGUAGAAAGAGGGCAGUAUGGCAGAACCUGCCCUGUGCACUGCCUCUCUUCUGCCUGUUAUCAGCUGCUGUGCGAUUACAGACCCCAGAAUCCAGAAGGACCUCGUACUCCAGGUUUAAGAAUUCCAUCAAGAAGAAGCUGACAGCCAGGGCGCCGGUGGCAAGUAGCCCUAUUGUCACAAGAUGGCAGCAGCUGCACAUGAGAAGCAGCACAGAGGAGCUGCACGGGGCCUCUCAGAUGACAGAUAUUAGUGCUUCUGGGGCACCUCGGCUCAUCAAUGCACCUGGGAAUACUCCAGUGUCAUCUCAGGUGCCUAACAAACUCUCUGUCAAGAAAACUGUUGUGACUCUAGCUAGCAGUCACAAUGUAGCAGGCUUAGAAGAGAGAAAUAGCAGCAGAGCUGAAAUGGGAAAGAGACAGAAAUGUGCUUCUCAGCUUCUGAUGGUCCAAGAGGUUGGAUAUAGCAAUGCAGAAAGUGGUGGCAUGAAGGUCUGUGAAAAUAUUAGUUGCAUUUGGAAAGAAUGUCGAAAGGGGCUGCAGAAUGAGUUUAGAGCUGUUACCACCAUGAAGCCUGUCAUACCAUUGGAGCCAGAAGUGAGGCUUCAUGUGUCUGGGUUGCGCGAUGAUUACUAUCUAAACAUACUGGACUGGAACCGUGAAAAUCUCAUUGCUAUUGCGCUAGGACCUGCAGCACACAUCUGGAAUGGAAGAACUCUCCAAGGCAUUGAAAGGAUUAAUUUGAAUUCCAGUUCCAAAUACAUUUCCUCUCUGGCUUGGAUAAAAGAGGGAACUUGCCUUGCAAUUGGCACCAGCGAUGGAGAAGUGCAACUGUGGGACAUUGAAACGAAAAAGAGGUUGAGAAAUAUGUUUGGUCACCUGUCUGUAGUUGGAGCUCUGAGCUGGAAUCAUUAUAUUCUAAGUAGUGGUUCAAGGUUAGGAUCUAUUCAUCAUCACGAUGUUCGGGUUGCUCAGCACCACGUUGGGACUCUUUGCCAAAACAAGCAAAGCAUUUGCAGCCUGAAAUGGUCACUAACCAAUAAGUUGCUGGCAAGUGGGUCUAGUGAUGGAAUAUUGAAUAUCUGGCCUAGUGACCCUGGUGUGAAAGUGCAGUCACAGCCACUGAAAACCUUACCUCAUUCCUCAGGAGUCAAGGCUAUGAACUGGUGUCCUUGGCAGUCCAAAAUCCUUGCUACAGGAGGUGGAAUGAAAGAUGGGAUUUUGCGUGUCUGGGACAUAAAUCGUGAGAAAAUCAUCCAAAGUGCAGCUACAGAUUCUCAGAUUUGUUCCUUGCUCUGGUUACCCAAAACCAGCGAACUGAUGACUGGACAAGGCCUUCCUAGAAAUCAGAUGGUAAUAUGGAAGUAUCCUAUGCUUAUCAAUUCAUCAGAACUCUAUGGUCACAAAGGGAGAGUGCUGCAUGUAGCCCUGAGCCCAGAUGAGAGCAGGCUCUUUUCUGUGGCAGCUGAUGGGACAGCCUGUGUGUGGAAAUGCCACGAGUCUGGGGAGAGCAGACACACUGGCAAGGCUUUUUCUGAUGGUUAUCUGGGCUCGUUCUUGUGACUUCUUUUCCUUGAAAGCAAGUGAUUAAGUGUAUUUGGCCCAUUCAAUAAUUAGGAACAUAUAUGUUCCUUCCAAAUGAAACAUGGCAAAAAUAGCAUCAUGUUUUCAUGAGAAAGCAAUUUUCCCCAUCAGUCCAUAAUCAUGUAGAAUGUUAGUAGCUUGUCUCACUUGCAGUAGAGGAAAAAUAUCGUAAGUUUGAAGAAUAAUAUAACACUUAUUUUCAUUAAGCUAGCAAGCAUGGGUGGAAUCCACCCUAUGUCAAGUGCCAGCAUAAAGUCUUAGGUCCUGCUUUUAGCUAUGGUUCUUGUAAGUAGUUUUAUAUCAUCUUAGCAUUUCCUGGGAACACACAUGCCCCUCAUGUAAUAAACCUUGAAUCAUUCAAGGGCCAGGAUGAGCAGAGACCAGCCCAAGGGAGUGGAUCUUCUAUACAUCACAUAGAUCAUAGUGCAAAAGAGAAUCUGUCUAAAUAUUUCUUAAGACCCAGCCUAAAUACAUAACUAACUAAAGAUAAAUAAUUUCUUGGGAAUUCUUUAUUGUCUUCAUAGCAGCAAUGAGAACUGAGUUUAUUAGAAAACUGUCCUUUACUGGAUUUUGAAUUGUUUCCUUAAACUCACCUAUCGUGUGUGAUAGAUAUUUGAAAAUAUAAAUACAUGUGUAAUAAUUCUGUUACUGUGCAUAAUUAUGUGAUUAACUGGUUAAUAAGCCUGAUAAGCAGAGUCAAAGAGGCAUUCUGUUUGGGUCAAACACAACAGUUAGAUCAUUUAUCCUAUAGGGAUGCCAGUUUAAUUCUGGGUGUCAGCAAACCUGGCAGCUGGCACUCUUUAUGAAUUUUUAGUGCUCACAGGGGCCCAACCCCUUUGAUUUUAAUGGGAAUUUGUCUGAGUAAGACCUGUAUGCUGUCAACAGCUAAGUAAGGCUGUCAGGAUUCAUCUUCAGAUGCUAUUCAGAUGCAACUCAGUGAUGCUGUUCAAAGCAUGCCCUAUCCACAGAUGUCUUUGGAGCUUUGCUUUCACCAUUGGAAGAAAGGCACUGGGUAAGGAUUCAGUCUUGUAUUUGUACAUUAAAAGCCUUGUA
Dromaius novaehollandiae (emu) is the source of this 2996-nucleotide messenger RNA. Its product is annotated as cell division cycle protein 20 homolog B. The record is from RefSeq and is a predicted model, not a curated record. Bases 231 to 1922 code for a protein of 563 amino acids. Gene Ontology annotation, molecular function: anaphase-promoting complex binding; ubiquitin ligase activator activity; protein binding. Gene Ontology annotation, cellular component: anaphase-promoting complex. Gene Ontology annotation, biological process: positive regulation of ubiquitin protein ligase activity; anaphase-promoting complex-dependent catabolic process; positive regulation of anaphase-promoting complex-dependent catabolic process. The transcript has 11 exons. Lineage: Eukaryota; Metazoa; Chordata; Aves; Casuariiformes; Dromaiidae.